AUUAUUCUAAUGAAUAUUGAACAAACGGUAUCAACUUAAAAUUUAUUUUUAUUAAUAAAGAACUGGGAUUGUUUCAAGUUGUUUAGAAAAUAAUCAUAGAUCAUAUCAAGACGAAUCGUGUGUUCUAGCUUUAAGAACAAUUGAAAACAAAUAGGAAUAUGCAGUAAUUUGGUAAAGUAAAAGUUUUUCUUCUCAUGGUAUCUGUCAUUUGUUUGACAAGUUCAACAAGAGAACUUGAUCGAUUAAGGUCAAUUGUCAAACAUUUAGAAACUAGACUUAACUUCGAAUUUACAAUCAGAGACGAAGAUAUUGCUGAAAUAACAAUGCGACUGAAUGGCAUCGAUAAAUUGUUAAAUGAAACCAUUGGAAAACAACAGCCCGUUCCUUCAGCGGCGACCAAAGCUGAUGAGAUUAAUUUUGAAACAGUUGACACAUUGGAAGAGGAUUUUACGAGACUUAGAACAGCCUUCACCGAGGAAAAAUCUGAGUCUGUAAGAUUUCGACGGGAAAUUCCAAAGAUUGAAAACAAUCUGAUAUCCCUCAACAAAGAUGUUAAAAACUAUUGCAAAGUCGCUGUAAAUAAUACUGAUCAAUUAUUAAGCAGCUUUGAAACGGUCAAACAUGUGUCAGAAGACGCUAUUAUAACGUCUGAAAAUGACCGGAAAGUGUUACAAAAUAUGGCUGAAAAGGUUAAGCAAAACACCAAACAAAUUGAAAACAUUGAAACUCUAAUAACUAAUUUAUAUUCGAAAAUGGAGUAUCUAUUCUAUCCUACCUCCUGUCGUUUGUUAACAGCUAUGGGUAAUGCAGGAAAUGGAAUAAAGAAAUUACGACAAGGUUCUGUAGUUUACUGUGACCAAACUACAGACGGUGGAGGCUGGAUAGUAUUUCAAAGAAGACUGAACGGAGAAACAGAUUUUUAUCGAAACUGGAAUGAGUAUAAAAACGGUUUCGGUGAUCUCAAUGAUGAGUUCUGGCUCGGUAAUGAUCAUUUGAGUCUACUGACAUCGGAUGGAGAACACGAACUUCGAAUAGAGAUUGAAGAUUUUGAGGGAAACAGUGCAUAUGCUAAGUACAGUAAGUUUAAGAUAUAUCCAGAAGAAGACAAUUACAAACUUGAGGUGAGUGGAUACAGUGGAACUGCUAGAGAUGCUCUUCGAUAUCAUAAUGGUAUGAUGUUCUCAACGUAUGACAGAGAUCAUUGUUACGGUAUCUGUACGGCAUCUUAUCGGAUUAUAUACUUGUUUAAGUAUUUGCAGAGUUACAUCCCCUUGACUGUUUUCCGCCAUGAUUUGUUAUUUUCUUGGGCGAAUUUGUCGUAAUUUUUGUUAGUUUUGUUGUUGGUGGUGGUUUUUCUUGUUGUUGUUUUCGAUUUCACAAUCUAUUUCGGAGUACAUUUCUUAAUUAUCUCUUGCAUAUCUUUCGGUUUUAAGUUUAAGACUUAUGUAGAAAAUUAUUUUUUUUAUGUUUCGAUCCUUUGGUAGUUGUUUUUAUUUCUUUUCUUAUUUUUUCUUUUAACCUCAGUGGAGUUCCUUUAAACAUAUUAAAAACAGGAUGAACAGGAUUUACAUGAAUAGACAAACAAACAAUUUUCCUAGUUCAAUUUCGUAAGC
Ruditapes philippinarum (Manila clam) is the source of this 1613-nucleotide messenger RNA. RefSeq names its product fibrinogen C domain-containing protein 1-like. Bases 195 to 1322 code for a protein of 375 amino acids. The record is from RefSeq and is a predicted model, not a curated record. NCBI's taxonomy places the organism in Eukaryota, Metazoa, Mollusca, Bivalvia, Venerida, Veneridae. The transcript has a single exon.